Messenger RNA from Siniperca chuatsi (mandarin fish), 3562 nucleotides. RefSeq names its product F-box protein 31 (gene fbxo31). Gene Ontology annotation, molecular function: protein binding. Bases 160 to 1926 code for a protein of 588 amino acids. Lineage: Eukaryota; Metazoa; Chordata; Actinopteri; Centrarchiformes; Sinipercidae. The record is from RefSeq and is a predicted model, not a curated record. The transcript has 10 exons.
UUGGUAGGAAGGAAAGCAGAGGGAAGGCAAAUUACGUGCAGCGAUGUGACGUCGGAAGAAAUGUUUCUGCCCAUGCUCACAAGGACAGGAGGAGAUCAGCCACACUGCAACCGCUAGAUGUGUUGUGGUGAUGUAAUGUUGCCCGUUUGGUGACUACGGAUGGCUGUUUGUGCCAGGCUCUGCGGAGUGGGUCAGUCGCGGAGGUGCAGGAGGCGACAGCGGCAUAACCAGCAGGAUCAGGGUAGCGAUUCCGACAUGGACGAGGAAGAAGAGGAGCGGAUCGUGGGUCAGAGGCAAGGCGGCGGCUGCGGCGGCGACGUCGGCGGAGGCCCGGAGAGCGGCGUCGCCACUGCAGGGCCGAGUGACGCUUGUGAAUAUGGCAGCGGUCGUGUCAACAGAGGAGGCUGUCUGGAUGGCAGAAGCACGGGACCUCCACACCCGCAAUCAUUAGCGGAUUUACCGCCGGAGCUUUUAGUGGAAAUAUUCUCCUUGCUUCCCGGAACAGCACUACCGAUUGUUGCCCUCAUUUGCAAGAAAUUCAGACAAAUCCUUAACACUGAAACCAUCUGGAGAAGGCGAUGCAUGGAAGAGUUUGGUAUGAAGGAGGAUCUGAGGAAGAUGGAAGUGGGAGGAGUAUCUAGCCGGGACCUCUAUGUUAAACGUGUCAACCCACGGGUGAAGUCUGGGCGCUUUAUGAAGCUCCUCCCGGACUACGAGCACAUGGACUAUAGAGACGUGUACACACACUUGCUUCACCCAUACAGACAUAUCUUGGGUUUAUGGCAGCCUGAUAUAGGGCCUUAUGGUGGACUGCUCAACGUUGUGGUGGAUGGGCUGUUCAUUAUUGGCUGGAUGUAUUUGCCACCUCAUGACCCCCGCGUGGAGGAUCCCAUGAGAAGACGGCCGCUCUUCCGUAUCCACUUGUGGGAGAGCAAAAAGGCCACUGUGGAGUGUAUGUACGGACACAACGGUCCCCACAAAGGAGACAUACAGACUGUGAAGAAGGAUGAAUUUUCAACUAAAUGUAACCAGACUGAUCAUCACCGCAUGCCAGGGGGCAGACAGGAGGAGUUCAGGACAUGGUUGGAGGAAGAAUGGGGCCGGACACUGGAAGAAAUCUUCCAUGAGCACAUGCAGGAGCUCAUCCUGAUGAAGUUCAUUUAUACUAGUCAAUAUGAUAACUGCUUGACAUACCGGAGGAUCUACUUGCCUCCUGCGAGGCCCUCUGACCUGCUGCAGCCAGGCCUCUUCAAAGGCACCUAUGGCAGUCACGGCUUGGAGAUUGUCAUGUUCAGUUUCCAUGAGACUUCUGCGAGAGCCACCAAGCUCACUGGAGACCCUAAUGUUCCUGCAGGGCAGCUUACUCUGGAUGUUGACCUGAACCGGCCUGUGGUCCUCCCAGACUUGGAGCACCAGCGCAGCAUAGAGGAGCUGUCCCGGCUGGUACAGGGGGUACAUGAGGAAGUACAGAGAGAAGCAGAACAACAUGCCAAGGGCACUUCUGCCACAGUCAGAGGUGUAGCAGAGGGGCCCUGUGGUAGUGCCAGCGCAGCAGAAGGGAUGGAGGCAGACCAUGGUGCCUGUUCAGACAGCUGCCAACCUGGCCCCAGCACCACCACCGAUCCUCCUGAAGCCCAGCCCUUCGUCCUGCCCCUGGGGGUUAUGGCUCGCAACGAGGUGUACCCUCGCACCUGCAGGAAAUGCUUCUAUGGGACGGGCCUGAUCGCUGGGCAUGGCUUUACAAGUCCAGAGCGUACCCCGGGUCUCUUUGUGCUGUUUGAUGAGGACCGUUUUGGUUUCAUCUGGCUGGAGUUAAAGUCUUUCAGUAUGUACAGUCGGCUGACGGACAACCUAGCCCACGCUCACGCCCCAAACAUGGAGCGAUUUGAGGCCAUGCUGCGCAACAUGCAGUCCUGGACAUCCUGAUGCACCACACUUUAAGUCUCCUCUUACAAUACAAUGCAUAAUAAUAACCAUUAUACACAAAUCACCUCUGUCCUCCACUGACAACGUUACUAUCAUGAUAGCUCAUGUCCUCAACUCUCCAGGUUCUAUCUAUGUCAAACAUUGGGUUUUACUGUCUAAUUAAGCUUGUUAUAUCACCCCAAGCACUUUGAAAGCCCCCCCAAGUUACAGUAUAUCACCUCACUUCAGGAUGACCUCAGUUUUCCAGUGCAGCAUGAUAACAAGUCACAUUAAAGUUUUUUUAUUUAUUUAUUUAUUCCCUGCAGGAAAAAAGUAAUGAUAUUUCAUACCACGUAUUAUAGAUCAAACUGUACGUGCCUCUGAUUCUAAAACCAUGUCUGUACUUGGUAGUGCUUGAAGAUAAAGGUGUCCACUGUAUUCUACUAUAUAGUAUUAUACUGAUUUCAGUGCCCAACAUAUUGAACUGUAUGCUGCGUUUUAUUUAGAUCUAAUUGCAUUACACUCAUAACCAUUAUCUGAUGUUUAAUUUUCAUUAAGCAGCAUGCCACUUUUUUUUUUUUUGCUUUAGAGACAUCAGAAUUUUUUAAAAAGACAGCAUCUCAGGUGUUUUUCUCUUUGCCACAUGUCAGUGAAAAACAGUAUUUGUGUAAAUGUAUGACGUUACAUUAAUUUUAUUAACUUGUCCAAUAGAAAUACUGAGUGAGUUUUACAACUGGGCGAUUUUCUAAUCAUUGAGAAGAGAGGAUUUGCUGUCUUAUCAAACACUCUAGCUACAUCAGCCAGUCUUGGGCAGAGUGACAUGUUUUUGCCCUUUUGAACUUAAGAGAUACCUUUUUCAGUGAUAUGCUUUGGCUCAUGGUCUGACAUCAAACAUUUUAAUGUCACCACAUCUGACAUGAUAUUAUGUGAGUUGGACAGAUAUAUUGUACUGCAAUAGCAUAACCUAUACAUAAGCUGGAUUUAAUCAAAAUAUCAAAAUCAUACAGUUUAUGUGCUUAUAUAAUUAUGAUCUGAAACAGAAACUUCUCUUACCUUUGAAAUGUAUUGCAUCUGUUGUUUGUUUAAAUGGCUGACGUGACGUUUGCCUGGCUUCAUACCUGAAAAGCUAUUCCCUCUAGUUUUCCAAUAUAUUUCAAACUUGAGACCAGGCUAGCUGAACAUUAUACAAACUAACAGCUCAAAGUGCAUCUCAAAGUACCAAGUAAGUGUCUGUAUGUCUCAUUACGGCCUGAUGGUGAUGCCCAGUAGCUUUCCUACUCCAAGUGCACUUUUCUGGGCAGUAUAGUGAAUCAUUCAAAACCACUGGCCAGCACUUUUAUAUCAGACUGCAGCUUUACUAACAUUUACAAAAAAAAGUGUCUGCUAAAGCAUCAUCGACUUAAUUUUAUCACAUUUUUCUUCCUCUCAAAUUUAGCGCAUUUGUUUUAUACAUUAUCCUAUCUGUAAACUCUCUGCACACAGCUAUUUGAAUGAUUUGCCUUUGAAAAGUGUUGCUUUGUACUAUUUUCAAUGCCAUACGCCUGCUCUUGUGGAAAACAAACUAAGUUUGACCUAUUGAACUGCUCACAUCGGACUUCAGGGAGCUUUUCAGCUUAAGCGCUCUUCUCAGUAAUAAAAAAAAAUACAAAACUGAAAA